Triticum aestivum (bread wheat) is the source of this 378-nucleotide messenger RNA. Its product is annotated as BTB/POZ and MATH domain-containing protein 4-like. The record is from RefSeq and is a predicted model, not a curated record. The transcript has a single exon. The coding region runs from base 1 to 378 and encodes 125 amino acids. Lineage: Eukaryota; Viridiplantae; Streptophyta; Magnoliopsida; Poales; Poaceae. Gene Ontology annotation, molecular function: protein binding.
AUGGGUAAAAGCUCGACCACGGCAGUGGUGCGUGUACGGGAGACCAUGUCGUCAAGCAGCUUCAAGGAGCACACGGACACACUCAGUUUGGAGGUGCCCGACUACCUGCAGGUUAAGGACAUGGGCGUCGGCGAGUUCGUUAGCUCGCGCGUCUUCCCGGUCGGUGGCUACGAGUGGGAGAUGAGGUUCUACCCAGGCGGAAAAGACUGGCACUGUGCCGGCAACGCCUCCGCGUACGUGUUCAGCCGCAGCCAAGUCAAGGACGUGAGCACCCGGUUCACGUUGAGCAUGCUGCACACCAAGGGCCAGGUGCAGGUAGCAAGCUUCGACCCGAGGAAGCGCGUCUUCUCGCCAAAAGCAACGAGAUACGACGAGUGA